Arvicola amphibius (Eurasian water vole) is the source of this 1307-nucleotide messenger RNA. RefSeq names its product tumor suppressor candidate 1 (gene Tusc1). The transcript has a single exon. The coding region runs from base 1 to 654 and encodes 217 amino acids. The record is from RefSeq and is a predicted model, not a curated record. NCBI's taxonomy places the organism in Eukaryota, Metazoa, Chordata, Mammalia, Rodentia, Cricetidae.
AUGUGGCGCAUGCGUGGUGGCGCCACACGGCGCGGGAGCUGCGGCGGGGCCUGCGGCGGCGGCGGCGGCAGCCGGGGCGAGUUAGGCCGUGAGGGCGGCGGCGGCGGCGGCGGCGUGGGCUGGCGAGGCCGCGCGAGCGGUGCCCGGCGACAGCUGGAGGAGCGCUUCGCCGACCUGGCCGCCAGCCACCAGGAGGCCGUGCGCGCGCGCGACGAGCGGGACCGGCAGAACGCGCGGCUGCGCGAGGAGAACGCCCGCCUGCGCCUGGAGAACCGGCGGCUGAAGCGCGAGAACCGCAGCCUCUUCCGCCAGGCUCUGCGGCUGCCGCCCGGCGACCACAACACCGACGGGCGCGACGCCGCGGACGCCACCCUCGGAGGCCCGGACGAGCCCGCCACCCACCGCAAGGCGAGAGGCGGAGGCCCAGACGGCGAUCCGGGCAGCCCCCGGGCGCUGCGGGCCCGACUGGAGAGGCUGGAGGUCAUGUACCGCCGGGCCCUGCUGCAGCUGCGCCUGGAGCAGCAGGGCGCGCGCCCGCCGCAAGACGGCGGCGAACGGCCGCUCAGAGAAGCCGCCGCCGGCCUGUGCGCCUCGGACCCGGACCCGGACCCGGAGGGCCCGGGCCCCGGCUGUAGCCGGAGGGCGCGGCGCUAGGGGCGUGACCUGUAUCAGCCCCGCCUCCGGAGCACUCAGCGCCCCGCCCCUCUGGACACGCGGAAGCUCCGGAUUUGCGCUCCAGGGACGCCGGCCCCACCCAUAGGCACUUCCGGGUGCCACAGUCCUUGGCCUGGGGUGUGUUGGAGAGGAGACAGAACUUCCUAAUUCCCUGGCGUGCAGAGCAAUUGCCAAGGACCCUGCUAGUGUCUUGAGAAGACAGAGGCCUAGCUACUCUAGGGCCAGUUUUAACCCAGCAAGAACUGGGUGCCCAGCAGCACUUCCUACAUCCCAGAAGUUUUCAAAGUGUUCUGAGGACCAGUUGCUUAUCUUUUCCUUCCUCUAUUUUUGAUUCUUUGGAAGAUGAAUAGUGUGUUCGAAUGGGUAAUGCUUAUUCAGUCCCUUAAAUCUGCUGUUAUCUCUUUUGUGACCAACAUUUUAAGUAUGUUUUAUAAAUUGAUAUUACUUGGAUAGCCCAACUUCUUUAUACCUUUUUAUAAAGAAGACAAUAUUUAUAACUUCACGUCACUCCAAUCCACACUCGUUUAAUAUAUUCUGGUGUGUUGUUGACCUUCAGAGACUUUUUUAAAAGAAUGUCUUCUGACAGUUGAUCAUUUGAAUUGAUAAAUAAAACUGGUACAUUGAAAUCUAAA